This is a messenger RNA of [Torrubiella] hemipterigena, 9493 nucleotides long. Lineage: Eukaryota; Fungi; Ascomycota; Sordariomycetes; Hypocreales; Clavicipitaceae. The record is from the annotation of a GenBank genome assembly.
CGGAGGCAUCUAUAUAAAGGGAUGUAUUUUCCUGUACAAUUUUGUUUUGGAAAUGUGCCUCUCCCCUGCAACUAGUACAUCCUGCUGUAUCCGUGGUUCGUGGUCGAAGCGUGUUCACGGUAGCCGCCUUGGAUCAGCUUUUACCUGCAGUACAGUACAGUACUACCUAAAUGAGGUAGACUUACAGCGGACACCGCUCUGCAUUUUAGCGCCUAUAGCGACGCCAAGCAGGCAACUGACUCACUGGGAAAAAACGUCAAACCCCCACAGUGGUCCUCAGCCUGCCUUUAGAGCCUGCCAUCCGCUGAACACCCGCUAGAAACUGGCGCCAUCCCCGGCACAAAAGAGCCGCUCCCCCCACUGACCCCGUCUUCACCCGGGAACAUUUCUUGUGCCAUUUGGGGCAGGCAAGGCUUCAUCCUUCCAUCCUCUUUUUGCUUACUUUUAUCCUGCAUCCCCUCAAUCCGUCCCCCCUCCGCUCGCGUUGUGUGUUUGCAUACUGCAUCCUGUGAUUGGUCUCGUUUGCACAUCGCGGACUGAGACAAUCGCAGCCACAACAGCAUCAAGAUGGAGCAAUUGGAGCGGAACACCUUGCCGCCGUGGCUCACGUCACUGAGCCGUGUCCACCAGACGCCGCAACUCUUUAUGGCUAAACCCGUGUUUAGCUUCAAAGACCCCUCGCUUCCAUGGAUUGACACCAUCAACAACAUUGCCAAAUCGGGGAGGAUACAAUAUGGCGUGCUCACACUGUCUCUGCUUUGGCUGCUAAUCAGAUUCGCAUUUCGAAGACGAGCUCCGAUUCUGUCUACCAGCAAGACAUCUGCUGUUAAAUGGGCAUAUGAAGUACCUUCUCAGGUGCUACGAGCCCUAUCCUUCAUCUUCAUCGUCGAGGCCUGUGUUCGUAAAGAAGUGCACAGAGCUAGUGCUGCCCUGGUUGCAUAUGCCUUCAUCCUAGGUCUUUUCCGCCUCACCAAUGACUUGCGCUGGCGCGUCGCUGCACUUCAUCAAGUCAACUUGGCCCUCCUCGCAGCAUUUCUCCUCUUGGUACUCUCGCGCUAUCUUCCCUGCAUUCAGAUUGAGAACCGAUGUGAGAAUAUCCCCAGUGUAGUCUACUCGACUAUAGCUCUCGGUACUGCCUUGGUCCUUGCCACCAUUGCGCCCUCAGAAUGGGUUCCUCCGCAACUCCCAGUAGAAAUUCCGGGCUAUGAACCUGCCACAGAGCCCUCAAAAGAGGAGGCCGCAAGCUUCUUCAGCUACUAUUUCUCGUACCACUGGCUGGAUUCCACUCUUUGGAGGGGCGCCAUGGGGAAGCUCGAUUUGAAGAGUGUGCCUGUUGUUGCAUGGUAUGAUGAACCUUUGUAUCUGGUACAUCAGAUACAUCGUGCCCGAGAGCUCUACAAGCGUACCAUGCGUACCACCUUUGGCUUUAUGCGGGUUGAGUUGGCUCGCAUGUCUUUCUGGGUCGGCCUCGCCUUCAUCAUUGAGAAUUCCACCCCAUACGCCAUGUAUAGGCUCCUUGCCUACAUUGCUGAUCCCACUGACGACUCAUAUAACCCGUAUCUGUGGGUUGCUAUGCUCUUCAUUGGACCCAUGUCUCGCUCCGUCUGCUUCCAGCAAUAUCUAUACGAAAGUACCAGACUUAUGGUUCGAGUCAAGUCUGCUAUGACUCAAGAGCUCUACGCAGCAGCUCUCUCUUCUAUGGAGCUUGAAGAUGAUCCUUUCGAUAAAAGCACUGACAAGGACAAAGCAAAGAAUGCAGACUCCAAGGAUACACACAAGACUACCUCAUCUGGUCGCUUAGCUAGUCUGAUGGCAGCUGAUGUUGAUGCCAUCCAUCGCGGCCGCGAUAUUAUCAUGGUUGCCAUUGGAGUCCCUAUCGGUACUAUCAUUUCGUUUGUCGGAUUGUACAAGAUGAUUGGUUGGCCUUCCUUGGUUGGUAUGGCUGUCCUGGUCUUGGGAAUGCCCAUCUCUGCUCUGCUUUCCAAACUCAUGUUCCACACUCAACGCAGGGUCCGCCAAGCACAGGAUGCCCGUAUCUCACUAGUUACCGAGUACUUGGGCUCGAUUCGCGCUAUCAAGUAUUUCGCCUGGGAAAAGCCAAUCACCGAAAAGAUCGUCAAAUCUCGCCAGACCGAACAGAAGAGCCUUUGGAACAUGGGUCUGCUGCAAAUCUGGAUUAAUCAAGUCACCCAGGGAUUCCCAUUGCUCGCGCUAGUUGUUACAUUUGCCUUCUAUGUUGGCGUGGCCGGUAACAAUCUUGAUGCCUCUGUCGCUUUCACCACUGUUACCCUUAUGAAGAGCAUCCGCCGAAACAUCAUGAUGGCCAGUGGCCUUACUCGCGCGUUUGCUGGUUCCUUGGUUGCUUUCGGUCGACUGGACAAGUAUUUUGAAAGCACCGUACCGCUGCAACAACACGCUGAAGGCCCACUGAAGAUUUCCAAAGCCAGGUUUCGUAAGACAAAGAAGGCAGCAUUCGUUCUUGAGAGUAUUGACUUGGACUUUGUCGAGGGUGGCCUCAACGUCAUUACAGGCCAAAGUGGUAGCGGCAAAACCACUCUCCUCCAAUCCAUCCUCGGUGAAACCUAUCUAGAAGCAGGUUCUAUCACUGUACCUGCAGAUAUUGCCUACGCCUCGCAGACUGCGUGGUUACAAAAUGACACAAUUCAGAACAACAUUUUGUUUGGUCAGCCAUUGGAUACCAUUCGCUACCACCGCAUUCUGAGCGCUUGCUGCCUCAACAUCGAUCUUAAGGAGCUGUCGCUAGGUGACAAGACCGUGGUUGGUGAAAAUGGAACCUCGCUAUCUGGUGGACAACGUGCAAGAGUCGCUUUGGCUCGCGCUCUCUAUUCUCAAGCACCUUUGGUUCUUCUGGAUGACAUCUUCUCGGCAUUGGAUGCCAAGACUUCUGCUGGCGUCUGGAGGCGUUGCUUCUGCACUGAUAUUUUGAAGGGACGGACUCUGGUUCUUGUCACUCAAUUGCCGUGGAUCUCUGAGCAGGCCGAUUUCUCUGUUGAGCUUGAGAAGGGCUUAAUCCUUUCUCAGGAAGUCCAGAUUGGUAUUACUCGCAAACCUAUCACCAUCGCGGAGAUCCUUGGUGGUGAUGACGAUGACGAAGAUGAUGAUGUUGAAACACCCGCUGAGCCCGACGUAGCCCCUACCGACGAUGCUAUUGAUGAACCAGCCAAAGUCGUCGAAACGUCUGACGCCGAUGCACUCGUGGACCAAGAGUCUAAAGCUACGGGGCGUGUUGGCCGUUUAUCCUUUUUGCAAUACCUGGGCUACUAUGGCCACCCUACUUUCGGUAUUGGUAUUGUCGUGCUCAUGUUUAUUUCGAACGUCGCCUUUUUCGGAAGCUCUUACUGGCUUUCCAUCUGGGUCGAGGCAUAUGACAAGUACAGCUACGUCGACACGACCUUCUAUCUCGGCAUUUUCGCAGCAGCAUCCUUCUUCGAGCUUACCUCCUACGGUGCUGUCGUUGUCCUUUUUGAAUGGGGCUCUUGGCGAGCUGGCCGAACUCUACACAAUGACUUCAUCCGUGCUGUCAUGAGCGCACCUCUCUCCUGGUUUAACAAAAUCCCCGUGGGCCGCAUCACCAACCGAUUUGCCGGUGAUAUGGCAUCGAUUGACGGUCAAUUGAGUCCAAUGCUUCGAUUCUCACUUGAUGCAUUUAUGAUGUUCUUCUUCCGCAUCGCGUCUGUCAGUGUCAUUAUGCCUAUUUUCAUGAUCCCGUCCUUCUUUACAUGUCUCAUUGGCCUCUUGGUUGGAGAAGUGUACACCCGAACCGCCGUCAUUCUCAAGAGACUUACUUCAUCAGCCCAAUCUCCUGUCUUUUCCCAGUUUGCAGACACCUUGGCUGGUUUAGCCAUCAUUCGUGGUCACCAUGGAAAGUCACAGGCCUUUAAAGAGGAGCUGGCAAACAAGCUCCGUACUUGGUCCGCCACAUCGGAAGCCAAUUUCAACUGCAACCGUUGGGUUGCAGUUCGUAUUGACUUUGUUACCUCCUUGAUUUCUAUGCUCGCCGGUGUCUUGGCCUUGAAGCAGAUGGGUAUUGUCGGUGCCGGUCUUGUCGGUUUCUCUUUGAGCAAUGCCAACGGUCUCAACCAAACCAUUCUGAUUCUGGUUCGAGCAAUGAACGAUUUGGAGGUUGAGAUUCAGAGUUUCCACCGUGUCAAGGAGUACGUCAAGCUUGAACCAGAAAACAAGGACGAUGUGGUUUACCCUGACGAGGGCGAGUAUGCCGAUGAUGAGACAAAGACCAUUCCGAAGAACUGGCCGCGAUCUGGCAGCAUUGAAUUCCGCAAUGUUACCAUCCGAUAUGACCCUGAGGGUCCAGAUAUUCUUACUGACGUCAACCUCAAGUUCAACUCUGGCGAGCGAGUCGCUGUUGUUGGCCGAACUGGAUCAGGCAAGAGUACUCUUGUCCUAUCUCUUCUUCGCUUCACGCACAUCGUCUCCGGUCAAAUCUUGUACGACGGUGUCGAUAUUACAACCGUCAGUAGGGAACGCCUUCGCGAGGGCCUCACCAUCAUCCCUCAAGAAGCAGUUCUCUUCAAUGGCACUGUCCAGUCUAACCUGGAUCCUAGCGACAGCCUCUCAGAGAAUGUGCUUGAAAAGGCACUCGAGAACUGCCGCGGCAUUGCUUCUUUCUCUGGUAACGAAUCUGGUUCAGACGAUGAUGACACAGUCGUGCACCGCGGUGGCAUUGCUCUUGAUACCGAUGUUGAAGCCAAGGGCGAGAACUUUUCUCACGGACAGCGCCAAGUGCUAUCGCUUUGCCGCGCUCUCAUUCGUAAAAGCAAGCUCAUGUUGCUGGAUGAGGCCACUGCUAGCAUGGACUAUGAAACCGACCGGGGAAUUCAAAAGGUUCUCCGCGACGAGCUAGAGGAAGCUGGCGGUGAUCGCACGCUAGUCACUAUCGCGCAUCGUCUUCGCACCAUUAUUGAUUACGAUACCGUGGUUGUCAUGGGCGCCGGAAAGGUGGUAGAAUGCGGUUCGCCCAAGGACUUGUUCUAUGCCAAGGGAGUCUUCUAUGACAUGGUAUAUCAUAGUGGUGAGAUGGAGGAGCUCCAGGCUUUACUUGGAGAGGAUGAGUCGGGUAAGGCUUCAGAGGGAUCUCUGUCGUCUGCCACACAGGUUGAAUAAGACCAGUGAAGAAAAAAGUCGUGAUUUGAUUUUUACCUCAAGAUUGUAUAGAGAAGACUUUGGAUCUAUUCGCAUUUAGUUUUAGCAUAGGUUGUUCCUUUGAUUACACAGGACAACCAAAACAUAUAUCAAGUUUUGGAUUAUCUUUGCAUUACACGGAGAAGGUUUACAGAUGAACAAUGUGAAGUUGCGUUCAACGAAACAUCAAGGUAGAACCUAGUCAAAGCGAUUCAUUUGUCUUGUAAUGAAUAAUUGUGUAUUGGGACUUCCCGGCAAGGAAGCUAUGGCGGACGAAAUGGGUGACAAAUAAUACUUGAUAAAAGAAAACCAAAAAGGAAUAAACGCCUCAGCCAAAACAGACCGCCUCACGAGUCACGUCUGGCUGCUUCCGCGAUAGCUGGAUCCGUGUACUUUCCAGUCCAUCAUAACCACAUAGCCCUUAUAUGCUGGCGUUUUUAAAGCACGCUUCGGAGACCAAAUCCUCCUCAUUGCGCAGGGGCAUCGGCGGCUGGUACCGGCACGCCUACCUCUGCGCCGCCGGCGCCGGCCUCGACGUUGUGAUAGUCUAAAAUUUCAGAGUACCUGGGCGAUGUUAGCAUAUUCCGUUGGUUUCAAGUGUGUGUGUAUAGGUUAUUUACAUCAUAAUCUUCCAUGUAUCAACUGGCAGGUCUGCAUCGUUAAAGCUCCAGUCAAACUUCUCUUCCGCUACGGGUUCGUCGGUAGGAUCGUGAUAGGGACCGAGGUACUCGUGGGCUAGAGCCUCAGCAGCGGUAAGGCGCGUCUUGGGAUCGAAAACAAGCAUCUUCUCAAGAAUAUCCACAGCUGUACAAAAUAUGUUAGCAUAGAGUCGAUCCAAUGCUAUGAGGGGGCAACUCACCGGCAUCAUCUGCAUUAGGGAAUUUGCUUCGAAGAGGCUGUCGUUCGCGAACGGGAAGUGACUUGACGAAUCGAAGGGUCUGCCACUCUAGUUAGCGCCGAUUCAACCGGUAGAUAAGCUUGUACAGGACAAUGUCACGCUCACGUUUUCGCUAGCAAUGGUGUUGAUAACAUCAUCGGGAGGGGUUCCAAGCAAUUCUGUGAUGAUGGAAAACUGGUUGACGUGAUCCUUUCCAGGGAACAACGGCUUGCCCUCAAGCAUCUCUGCAAAGAUACAACCAGCGCUCCAGAUGUCGACCUCUACGUCAUACUUUUGCCAGGUGAGCAUGAUUUCGGGUGCUCUGUAAUAUCGGGUGGAGACGUAUCCAGUCAUUUGAGGGUCCUGAAUACGGGCGAGACCAAAGUCGCAGAUUUUCAAAUCGCAGUUUUCAUUGACGAGAAUGUUGCUAGGCUUAAGAUCACGAUGGACAACGCCUGCGGAGUGGACGUAUUUCAGACCGCGCUUGCAGAUGUUAGUUCGGCUCCUAGUCAUAUAUCAUGAGCUGUAACUAACCAUAAUCUGGUACAGAAAGUACUGGAUAAACUGUUUCUCGAGCGGCCGAGACGUAAGGAGGCGGUGGAGAUCGGUACCAAGCAGUUCUGUGACAAAGUAGCUGCGGUGGGAGUUAGUUGAGACGACAGGAUGACAGAGCAUUGCUUGCAUGAAACAUACAUGUCCUCCAGAGGCGAGAUGAAAAUAUCACUGAGGGAGAUGAUCUAGCCGGGGAGGUUAGCGGAUGAAGAGGCUGUGCUGCUUGCUGCUGAAAUUGCAUACGUUUUCGUGACGGAGGUGCUUGAGAAGCUUAAGCUCGCGGUAGGUUCGCUUAGCGAGGACUGGUGUGCUAAAGGGCUUCAUGAUCUUCUUGAUGGCGACAUUUUGGUUUGUGAGCUGGUCUCUGGCGGAACUGUAGACACGCAGCGACGUUAGACAUCUCGUCUAUUGGCAACGAUACGGGGGUGCAGGACAUACCAAACGAGGCCAAAGGCACCCAUGCCAACGGGCUGAAGGUCAGAAUACCUGCAGAAACAGAGUCAGUAUGUCGUCAUUGACGUUGCGAAUAGUUUAUUUGUCGACUAUUCCGCUGCGCCGGACAACGCAAGGUAGACCCUUACCUCGAGGUGAUCUCAAAGGUGGUGCCAAAGAUUUGCGCACGCACAAACUCGGCCAUGAUGGGCUAUCUUGGUUGCUUGUGAAGCUACAGCUGUUGGUUGCUUAUUUCUGGAUUUGGGAAUCGGCCGAUUCGGAGACGAGAGGCGAGAUGACGUGGAAUGCGUUGCGCGAUGGAGGAUGCAAGUGCAGCAGAUGGAUAAUUGCGAGAAAUGCUUAGUUAAUGACGGUUGCUGGGAACGUGGUGAAGCGGGUAGCAGCGCGGGGGACAAGGUUUCGAGGAGUCGAGAGAGAGAGCGAGAGUGGGUGGACCACCUUCUUGUGAGGGGUUUGCGCUGAUGCGGCGGUCGGGGGGAGGGGCACCGAAAGACGCCCGAGGGACGCUAUAGAUGGUGGUGGUGGUGGCGAGCGAGGGGCAGCAAAGCAGCACUGAGCGCUGGAAAAGCAGUAUUGGUUAGAAAAUAUCAAAAGAAAAGUGUGACGUAUAAAAGAUAGUAGAGGAUUAUUUGCUGAAAUAAAAAAAACAAUGAGCACACAGGGGAAGCCUGACAGCAAGGAUGAUUGUGAUGAUGGCGGGGACCUGCAAGAAGAUAAAGUGGCGUUAAAAAGAAGAAAAAAAAACAGCACAGCUGGGGGCAGCUGUACAGUGGGCUACAGGGCCCUGAAGCAGGUGCCUAGCUUUGGGCUUGGAGGACGGCUUGAACAGCGCUGCAAUGCAAUCUGCAUUCGCUGAGGCAAGGCAAGAGGGAGACGAAGAAAGGAAGGAAGAAAUAAUUCAACGCGUUGAUAUAGCCCCGUGGGGAUGGGACUGGUGGUCUUCUCUGUGCACACGGUUUACACACCUAGAGUUCAGCGUGGCCAACGGUCGAGUGCUGAGUUUCGCGUCGGUGUUCGUUAGUCGAGUGAAGCUUGUUGUUUUAUCCUUCUCUGAAAAAAAAAGAAUCCAAUGUAUUAUCCAACUUCGUUGAGUAAUACCUUCCGCAAUUCGUUCGUCGUGGAAUUCUGCAAUGCAAGGACCCUGACUGCUGUUUAGUGUUAGUGGUGUCCAAUCCAACAGGUUUCUGUCCUAUAGACGUACAAUACAAGCCUUUUCAGCUUCGUCGUUAUAUUUUUAAAGCACAAUGCACCAGAUUGGUUAAAUUGAAUUGGUCGUCGUAGCCAAAAACAAUAAAUCGAAAUGAUGCAAAAGCGGCAGCCCUCUAGAAGCACCGGCAUUUCUCGUCGCCCUUUGACAACCCUGAUAAUGAUGAUGUCAUUCAAAAUGCAAAACCCACCUCAGCGCAUUUUUGGGCGGCACAUGCAACGUCAGAUCUCCAGACUUUGCAAUAAGCACCACUUCGCCCCAUGGCCAAGGGUAUCAUUGCUAUUCUCUUUUCUCUUUUAAUUCCUACAAAGUAAACCAACCCUAUACUAAAGCACAGUAUCCCAUCACUUCUAACAAAAAUACGCGCAUCCCGUAAAAGAAAACGCCCUCGAUCUUGUUCCCCAUCCUCACCGGCUAUAGGCAUCGGCGACACCGCUGUCAAAUCGGGCUUCUUCAAACCCUAUCCACUACGUUACGCAUCAGCAGCGCCAUGUCUGAGUGGCCCUAUAUUGCGACGCUGCUGGGUCCGCCGCCACCAAGUCGUAUGGCACCACGUACCUAGAUUCAGCUCGAGCGAAUAAUAAGAAACAAAAAAGAAAAAGCCCGAAUUUACAAGAAAAAGGAAUAUUCAAUUCAACAACUAAAUAUACUCUGCAAGAGCUUCGGCUACAAGCUGGGACUGGUUCAUUGUGCACUGCUCUAUUCAGAGGGAGCAGGAGCCAGAGGCUCAACAUUCCAGAUAGACUCGGCGUAUUCGUGCAUGCAACGAUCACUGCUGAAGAAUCCCAUGCGUGAGACCGCCUUGAUGCAGCGUGUAACCCACUCGUCCUGGUUGCGGUAUGCCUCGUCAACCAAGUGUUGCGUCUCGAUGUAGCUGUGGAAGUCAUCCGAAACAAGGUAGUAGUCGCCGUGCUCGCGAACGGCGGCAAUCAUGGCACCAAAGUCGUGCGGAGUACCAAAUCGGCCACCUUCAAUCUCCUUAAAGACCUGCUCCAAGUCGCUAUCAAUUGUGUGCGAGCCGUAUGUAUGCGCGUGGCGCAAGUCCUCCACAUCCUCAGACAAGUUGCCAAACAGGAAAAUGUUGUCUUCUCCGACUUCGCGAGUGAUUUCAAUCUAUCCCCAAUGUUAGCAAACUACUUCGUAGCUGUAUACUGCGGUGUUACCCAAUACGUACGUUGGCUCCGUCGCAAGUACCAAUGAUUAGGCCACCAUUCAGAACAAACUUCAUGUUGCUAGUACCCGAU